CGAUUUCGUUUCGAUUAGUGUUCACAUCCGGUUAAAAAUAACUUACUUUCACCGCUUUUAAGUAGAUAACGGUACUCUAUAGUAUAAUUUAUCAACCAAAUCACUCACUUAUUCUUCCUUAUUAUUUAUGAUAUUAGUAUUGUAUAUAUUUUGGUCAUUUUACAGACCUAAAACCACAUGUGAAUAUUUACACAUGAAAUGGUGACGUCAUUAUUUAUAAGUAGGUCACUUCACAGACGGAUGUCAUUUCUGAAAAAGUUUUCUGUAAUAACUGCAGUUUCUGCUGCAUUAUUGGCUGCUUUGAUAGCAUAUUUGCAAUCUCUUCCUGCUGAGAAUCAAGCCUGGAAUAUAAGAAUGGCUGAAUCUGCCCCAGACAACCGAGCCACCCUCAAAGAAGCCAAUGAGGGCUGCUUUAUUGUUGGAUAUACUGGUGAGGUUGGCAAGGUCUUAGUGCAGGAGAUCCUAAAAAAUCAGGUGUUCAAAAGAGUGGUUUUAAUUGGUCGACGUAAAGUUGAGUUUGAUGAUGAUGUUAUGAAAUCAGUGGAGCAACAUGUGGUUGAUUUCGAUAAACUAGAUGAAUACAAAGAGACAUUCCAAGGGAUUGAUCAGGGAUUCUGCUGCCUUGGAACAACUAGAGGCAAGGCAGGGGCAAAAGGGUUUGUAAAGGUUGACUAUGACUAUGUGAUGAAUACAGCCAGGCUGGCCAAGGAGGGGGGUGUGAAACAUUUUCAUUUGGUCUCCAGUGGUGGGGCCAACAAAAACUCCUCCUUGCUUUACACACAGACUAAGGGUCGAGUUGAGGCUGAUGUAUCAGAUUUAGGUUUUGAUAGAGUAUCCAUCUAUAGACCAGCAGUUUUGAUGUGUGACAGAACUGAGAAGCGAAGUGGGGAGGGCGUGUUGCGGACUCUACUUAAACCAAUUGCCUACUUUGCCCCAACAUUAGCGAGCAUACCAACAACAACUGUGGCGAAAGCUAUGGUCAAUAUUGCUGCCUCCCCAAAAGAAAAAGAUGUAAUCAUCCUAGAAAACAAAGCGCUUCAUCAAAUAGCUGGAGCUGCACAAUAAAAAGCAAACCAUGGGCAAAGAGAUGUUUUGACUAAAUUUUACUGUUGUAACAUUCUUCGUGGCCAAAAGUCAGGAAAUUUCAAGCUAUGAAAAUCCCAAAAUGAUACCAUAGGAAAUCUAGCAUCUAUUUUGCCUACUGGGACUGCUCAUUGUAUCUCGUUUGUAUUAUUACCACUACAAUACUACACAAAAAGGAUAAAAUUCACUAUAUUAAAGAACUUUGUAAGAGCCUUAAGAAAGGAAACUGACACAAUUACUUAUGCAGUUUUUGCAAUGAUACUUGUAUUUUUCUUGAUUUCAAAUCAACAAUACAUGUAUUAUCAGCGAAAUGAAAUGCAUUUCCAGUUCAGCUAGUCAUUUAUCAAAGUCCCUGGAAC
Molecule: messenger RNA, 1442 nt
Organism: Owenia fusiformis
Lineage: Eukaryota; Metazoa; Annelida; Polychaeta; Sabellida; Oweniidae
Source: the annotation of a GenBank genome assembly